GAAGGAAAAGAUUUGUGGUCAUAAAAAAAAUUGUUCGCAAUUUUAAAAUUCGGAUAUUUUAGUGUCAAAAGGCAAUCAAAAAAUAAUUUAAAAACUUUUUAAAGAAUGUGUAUAUUAGAGAGAGACAAAAUAAUAAUUGAAAAUGACUUCAGGAAAUAACAUAUGAUAAAAAUUUAUUAAAAUUUGCCAUCAAAGAGAAAUUUUGUUUUUUAAAGUCACAAAAGACGUCUGUAAAGGAUAAAAAGUGAAGGAUAAAGAAAAUUUUAAACGUGAUGCAUAGUGGUAGUGGCAGGUUGGCUGUUAAGCAAAAAUCUGCUGUUUCUGUCUAUGUAGGCAUAGCAACAUUAUUACUAGAAGGUCGUGUAUUAGGGAGCGAGGACGAUGAAGAGAACUUUCUUAAUCAGACACAACAUCAUGCUGUUGUCAAUGAAAUUGAGACUGAAAGGUCUUUGUCACCAUCAACGACACGGCACACUGUCAUGAAUGUCUUGAGCGAAAAAUUGAUGAGGUUGCGUCAAUUCCCUGGAACAAGUAAAGAUGUUGUUGAGACAUCGAUUGUAGUGCCAGUUGUUUCUCGUGACGACUACGAGAGACAACCGAGACUUCAUCAUGUUGCAUCUGCUAGGGAAUUUCAACGAAAUCCUCGUCUUACUUCAAUUCCAGCAUCAUCGACAUCAAAUUCGUCAUCUGCUGCAUCUGUACUGCAUGAUAUUGAUGUCGAUUGGAAUGAUAUAUCUAUCGUGCUGAGCGGACUUGAUACAAUGUUCAAAGUUCCAACAUUUCCAUUGAAGCUCUCGACAAAUCACAACUUUAGAGUUUCGUCUUCUUCAAUGCCAAUUAGUCAAGAGUCAUCAAUGAAAUUGUACAAGAUAAAAGCUCAACAAGAAAAAAUGUUUUAUGCACCAUCAACAUUGAAAAACAGCACAAAGCCAAAAUUAGGUCCACAUUGUGAAAAGUUUUUGAAAAAAAUUGGCUUAAUUAAAAUGGAACCAUCCGAAACGGAAAUCGAACAUAUGUGUGUUCACGUGAACAGCUCUUGUCGUCGUUGGCAAUUUCAUCUGAAAAAACUUUUACAAAUAAUGUCGAGAGCUGAAGAUGCUUGUAUUGAAGUAUAUUUGGGUCCAGAAAAUAAUGCAAUUCUCUUGGAACAAUGGAUUUUGACUAUAACUGAUAAACCUUCACCGUCAACAAUGACUAUUCAGGCAUUGUGUAGUGCUAUUCGAUCACAAUUGUUCUUCUCACAAAUUUCAUCGUGGAUUGAUUUAUUAAAGAAAGCUUUUGUCGAUGGCGAUAUGAGUGUCAAGGAACAAAUGCCAAGCUUAUUUAGUCCAGAAAUCAUGCAAAAUCCACGCUUGAAAAAAAAUUUGCAAACAAUGCAAGUUGAUUUGGACAUUUUGUUCCGUAUUAAAACAUUCGAUGGAACAGCCAAUUUCAAUGAAAAGCCUAUCAUCCACAAUUUCCCGGAUACAAUUGUUUCGGAUGGAAUUGCAGUUCGUGUGUGCCUGAAAAGUUUACCAAGAUUGGAAAAGAUUCCUACAUUAAACACAGAAAAAGCUCAUCUGAAUGGAUUCUCUUGUGACAAUCGCAUAAAAUCUUCACUUAUUGGAAUGGAAUCUCCAACGUCUGGUUCUAGAUCUGGCGUUCAUGAUCGCAUGACAUUUUCAUCAUGUCAUGAAAAAGGCAAACAUCGAUGUAGAAAUGAGUACGAAGAUGAAGAAAUUGUCAAUGAUAAAGGAGUGAUAAAAAGUAGUGAAGAAAAUAAGAAAGAAGUAUUGGAAGUAGAAAGUUCUUCAUCUAUGAACGAUCCAUCAUCUCCACAUGAUUUAUCAACAUCAAAUUCAUCAGUAUCAUCGUCGAGUCUUACACAUCGUGAACGACAAUUAUUAAAAUAUAAGAAACGACUCAUGAAAAGAGAGAAACAAAAAAAGAAGCAACAAGAGAAUGAGCAGCCCCAACAUCAGCCACCAAAUUUUAACGGAAAGGAUAUAAACUAUUCUAAUACAGCUGAUAUAAAUAAUAUGGAAAUUCCACUGUACAACAAUAGUAGUUUCAUUAAUACCAAAAGUAAUGAAAUAUCAAAAGGUAGUGUCGUAAUGGAUGAACUUGAAAAGUCCACUGCCAUCAAUACAAAUUUAACAACUACUACCGAUAAUACUGAUAACAAUAAUAGCAAACAUGCCCUUGCAACAACUCUUUCGAUUGCCACACAAACUGAAUUCAAUGAUUCUACAGCAUUACCGUCAUCCUCAUCAUCAUUACCAGUCACAUCGCCUAUGAUGUAUAAAUGUGAUAGUUGUGGUAAUCAAUUGCAAUGUUUGAACUGUGAUAAAGUCAAAUUAAUUAAUAAUAAUGCUAAUGCAAAUAAUUAUAAUCAAAUGGCGUCACCAUUAUCUACGAAUUUGUCAAGCCACAAUUACUCCUCAUUGUCGACAACACCUAGAUCAAUGAUUAUCAAUCAAGCUGAUUUGCUCUUGCAAGCAAUCCAACGAACAGCUAUUGCUCACAAAAAUGAAUCAAAAGAUGGUGGUUUCGCUUCUCCUAAAAGUGAUAAAAUAAAUGAUAAUAUUUUCUCUAGUUCUAAGAUACAUAAAAAUAAUAAUAAUAGUAUAACUCGCGAUUCGACAACUUUAGAAAUAGCAAGGACCUCUUGUGAUGCUAAUGCGAGUGAAUGUGAUAAAUCCACGAAUUCUUUAUUGCGUAAUAAAAUUGAUAAAAGUUCUAUUAAUAAUAAUAAUGAUUCGGAAUCCUACAAUAAUAAUAUGCAAUUGGAAUCUGAAAUGGAUUGUCGCUUAUGCAAACGCCAAAAAACUAACCAUACACCUUCCAUGAACAUAAGUGGAAGUAAUAAUAAUAACAGCUAUCGACGUACAAUGUCGGAAUGUUUGGUAAGCAUGAGCCCGGAAGAUGAAAAUUGCAUGUAUAAGGCCAAUCAAGGAAUAUAUUCAUCGCCUAUAUCAAUGCAUAAUUGUGAUGACUUGAAUGUUAUGAAUCAUUCAAUCAACAUGAUGUCCGAAGAAGAAUAUAACUUAUCUUAUGGUGAACUCAAAGCCUAUCGUCGCGCAUUCUCUGAAGAUGUCAUAAAUCAAUUACCAAAUGAAUCAAGUUGUUUCGGAAAUGCCAAUGAUAAAAAUGAUGAUGAUUAUGAUGAAUGUAUUACGUUCAAAUGCGACCAUAAUGAUGAUAAAAAUAAAGUUUCUCAAUCGAUUCACAAAUUAACACCAAAUGUUACAUUACAACAGCAGCAGGAUCCUUCGGUAUUGCGUAAUUUUAUCAAUAGUAAUAAUAAGAGUAAUCAGAGUUUUAAUCAGAGAAUACCAAAAAUAAAUCUCAGUCAAAUAUUUGAAAAACUUCAGCCAACACAGCAGAGUCAAUAUAAUGAUUCAGGAAUAGGACACGAUACGUCAGAAUUGAUUGAUUUCUCACCGACAAGUGAUAAUGUAUUUAUAUUUAGUUCACCAGUAAGGAGUUAUCCACCGAAAAUGCAAAUAUCAUCACGUCCCAAUAAUUCAAUGAAUAAACGACGCUCACGACAUUUAUCAGAUCGUUCAUCACUCUCAAUAUCGGAAUAUGCAUCGGAUGAGGAUGAGAUAUCUCCGUCAAUAGAAGACAUCGCUUCAAAAUGCAAUACAUUAGAUAAUAAAAUGCCAUCAAUUCCAUCAACAAAGAUCUCAUCGCUGUACAAAAAGUUUGUCAACAAAACUCAAACGGCAUUUAACAAAUUCUCCAAAUUACCAAUGCUAAGUACAAUAGAGGAAAAUUUACUUCAUAAUCGUUUUCAACCAAAAUCAACCGUUGAGGGCUUUAAGCUAUUACUCUGCGCAAGCGGCAGUUUCUGUCCAACACAAUUGACUAUCCCAGCUCAAACGUAUUUUUAUGAAUUUCAAGGCAUUAAACAUAUGUCGACACCGUAUGUGUGUGAGUUUCGUUUGAAUCGAAAAUAUUCAAUACCAAGAUUUGGCACUGUUCAAGCAACUCUAUUGAACCCUCAAGGAACCGUUGUACGGAUGUUUUUCGUACCUUACGAUUUUCGCGAUAUGCCCUCAAUGUCACAGACAUUUAUAAGGCAACGCGUACUUGCAAUCGAUGAGCAUUGCACAGGUCAAAGGAAUGUAGAACAAAUGAGCACAAGUGAACAAAUGAAGCAUCUGCGAUAUGUCAUUAAUUUGAGAUUUCAAACUGGUCGGAGUAAUCGCCUUUGUUUGCAUACAGAUAUAAAACUUAUAAUUUCACGUCGCACUGAAUUCGAUACGGCAGCAGCUCACGCUAAAAACUCGCUUGAAUCACCAAAUGAUCUAAAAACGAUUAUGAUAACUCCAGACGAUCCAAAAUUCAGUUCCCGAAUUGAUAAGAGUUAAAAUUAAAUGAAAUUUACUAAUAACAUUAAGUAUUUUAAAUGGAAACAAAAAAUUAGAAAAUACUUGGAUUAAUAAUUCUAUAAGAAAAAGUUCUAUUUUGUGAGAUAUAAAAGAGAGAAGAUAAUAAGGAUUAAUGUGGAUAUAAAAAUGGAAAUUUAAAAUUUUAUUCUGAUACCUAUGAUAGCUAAAUGUAUUUUAUAGUAGGAUUUAUGGAAUGUGCAGUAAAAUAAUAACAAAAAUUCAAAUCCCCGAUAAAACGCAUUUUAGGAAUUCCUUUAAAUCAAAAUCAAAAUGAUGAAAUUAUAUUGGAUGGAAGAAAUUUUUUUCUCAGUUUUCAAAACUAAAAUUUAAUAAUAUACAGACGUGAUGGAAAGAAAAUAAAAUUUAUUUAAGCUUGCUCUAGAAGAGACUAUAUACUGUUUUUAAGAAAAAGUUAAAGGCGUAGGAUAUGCAUAUGAAUUACUAUAGUAGUUGAACGUUAUAACACUUUUAUUUAACAUUUUUCACUCAAUUUGCAAAUAAAUUGACAUUUUUUUUUUGAAUGCAAAGUUGAUGAACUCUGCAUCUUGUGCUACAAUUUUGACCAAAAUUUUUGUGUAGCACUUGAGAGUCAAUAGCUCAAAUUGCGGUGUGCAUCACACAGUAGAAAUAUUUUUGCUUUCGUUGUAAUUUAAGAGAUAAAUAUAAUGGAAUUGAGAAAAGUACCGAAAUUUCAUGUUAGUAAGAGUAUAAUAUUAAAAUGCACACGUUUGUAUAAGAUUUCAAGAAAUUGUUCGUCCAUACGACGAAUUUAUUUAUAAUGCUGUAAAUGUCAGCAAUCUGUUCUGUACAUCUUUUUGUUUGGGAAUUUUUGAAAGCAGAAAACUGCUCUAAAUUCCCUUAAUUCUUUUUAUGGUUUUUGGUUCCCAUUUUCAUCACCCAAUAACCUUUAUAGAUGUUUAUAAACGAUGUGAAUUACUGCCAUGCUACAUUUUCUCAGCGACAUGAGGAUAAGAAAAUAAUAAUCAUCUAGUUACAUUUUUAGAGGAAAAAACGAACAGUUUAUGUAGCUAUGAGAAAUUUUAUUGAUGUAGUUUAAAAAGUAGAAAUGGUUCACAUGACGUAGAAUUUACAGUUCUCAAAAAUUUCUUCCCGAAUAAAAAAAUUGUUUUAAUUUCAUCUGCGAUUUUUAAUGUUUUGCUUGUGUUUCAAUUUUGUUUUAUUUCUAAUCAAAUUUAAGUUUUUAAAAAUUGAAAAAAAGAUUUUUGUGCCGAAUAAAAAGCGAAGUAAAUGGAAUAAUUCUUAAUUUUAAGAUUUGUUGAACAUAUACACUUAUUAGUAAUGAUUAAGAAGAAAAACAAUAAUUUUAUCUUAUUAUUCAAUGUAUUCGAUCGGUAGUAGUUGUGGAAUUUGAAAAUA
This is a messenger RNA of Chironomus riparius, 5753 nucleotides long. The record is from the annotation of a GenBank genome assembly. Lineage: Eukaryota; Metazoa; Arthropoda; Insecta; Diptera; Chironomidae.